AUGAGCCUCAAAGUCAUCAUCGUUGGUGGGAGCUUUUCCGGCCUAAGUCUUGCGAAUAUGCUGGAAAAGUUCGACAUGGACUAUAUCCUCCUGGAAGGGCAUUCUAGUAUUGCACCUCAGCUUGGCGCAAGCGUCGGGCUACUUCCGACCGGUUUGCGCAUCCUGGACCAGCUUGGCUGUUACGACGAGAUUGAGAAGACGGUCGGGGAUACCCAUUACAAAGCGUGUAUGAGUCUCUUUGGUGGAACAUUGUGGGUAGAUCCGGAGGACAAGACAGUUUGCCAAAAGCUAGAGGAGAGAAUCGGGUACCCCCAAAUAUUCAUCGAUCGUCAAGUUGCACUCCAGAUCCUAUACAACAAUCUCAAAUCUAAAGAGCGUGUUCUGACGAACAAGCGUGUCUGUAGUGUAGAGCACGAGUCGGAAGGCGUCAAAGUCUACACCAAGGAUGGGUCAACGUAUACAGGUGACUUUGUUGUUGGAGCGGAUGGCGUUCAUAGUGCUGUCAGACAAGAGAUGUGGAGGAUUGCAGAUGAGGACGGGUUGAAAGUUUUCAAAUUCGACCCACUUCGAGACCUUCAAUGCGAAUCCAAGUGCAUCUUUGGCAUCUCCAAAAGACCUUCUGGCCUUACGGCGUCGCCCUUGCGGCUCAAUGCAUUCUUCAAGGACUGCAACUACCUGGUCAUAUCCGCUCCCGAAGACUGUACCUACUGGUUUUUGAUAACCGAGACGCCGAAGACAUUUGGAAAAGACAUCCCUAGGUAUACGAAAGAAGAUGAACAGGCGCUGGUAGAGCGGCAUCUCCAGGACCGUAUUACAGACAAAGUCACGUUUGAGGACCUGUAUGCGAAUCGAUUGCAAACGACGCUUGUACAUCCGCUCAGUGCACAAGGUGCCAACACUGCUAUCGAAACGGCUGCCGUUCUAACGACCACCCUACUUAUAGCAGUACAAGCCAAGGAACCCGGAAAGUCAUUUAUGGAAGAAGACGUCAUCUCGAUCUUUACAGAAGUUCAGGCCGCUCAAUUUAAUCGAGCCGUCGCCGCCGUCAAUCAAGGCCGUAUGAUGAACCCCAUAACCGUCAAGGAAACCUUGCGAUCACGCAUGUUCAUCAACUACUUCUUUCCUCGCUUCGGACAGGGUAUGAUAUUCAAAACAUGGGUCGACAGUACCCUCAAUGGCCCUCUCAUCAACAAUCUUCCCGUUCCAGCACGAUAUGUAUCUACAGUCAGUCGCUACGCAGACGCCUACUCCGGACGAUGGCGCUCCUUGUGGAGCUUGAUACCGAUGAGCGUCGGGAUGGUCACUGUUCUACUCUCAACAGUGAGGGCUCGGGAACUCCCAUAG
Alternaria arborescens is the source of this 1344-nucleotide messenger RNA. RefSeq lists its product as hypothetical. The record is from RefSeq and is a predicted model, not a curated record. Gene Ontology annotation, molecular function: FAD binding. The transcript has 4 exons. Bases 1 to 1344 code for a protein of 447 amino acids. Lineage: Eukaryota; Fungi; Ascomycota; Dothideomycetes; Pleosporales; Pleosporaceae.